Messenger RNA from Impatiens glandulifera, 2883 nucleotides. RefSeq names its product probable xyloglucan glycosyltransferase 12. Gene Ontology annotation, molecular function: glycosyltransferase activity. The record is from RefSeq and is a predicted model, not a curated record. The transcript has 5 exons. The coding region runs from base 423 to 2567 and encodes 714 amino acids. NCBI's taxonomy places the organism in Eukaryota, Viridiplantae, Streptophyta, Magnoliopsida, Ericales, Balsaminaceae. Gene Ontology annotation, cellular component: Golgi apparatus.
GUCGAAAUGGUGUUUAUUGAAAGUUCCUGCAAAUUUCUUUAUCUUUUCUUUUUCUUUAUCAAUAUCUCUCCUCCAUCUCCAUCUAAAUCUCCAUUGUCCUUUGGAAUCAAGAUCAAGACAUCGUGUUGAGCUGUUAUCAUAUUCCCUUCUCUCUCUAUACCUAUUUGUACUGGAAUCACAGAUUGUGAGAGCUUCUGCAAGCUGUAUAUCAAUGGGAGAGCUUCUUCUUUCUACUUGUUCUUGUUCUUCAGCCUAAUCAAAUCUCUACCAUUGUCACUGUAGAUUGAAAGAAAAAUAGAUCUUUCACUUUUGCAGAGCUCUUUCUCUCUCUACUUCUUGAUUUCUAGCUCCUGUGGGUGGGGGGUCAGGGACUAAAAUCUCAAACAAAUUGUAAGUGUGUCCCCCAAAUCAGAUUCUGAACAAUGUCACCGUCUUUUGAAUGGUGGGGUAAAGAUACCCAUAAAGGUACGCCGGUGGUAGUGAAGAUGGACAACCCAAAUAACUGGUCAAUGGUCGAAUUAGAAGCUCCAUCGGAAGAAGAUUUCUUUAACAACUCCGGCGAAGGUUCUCCGGAAAACAACCGUCGAGAGAAGACUAAAAACAAGAACGCUAAACAGCUAACCUGGGUUUUACUCCUCAAGGCCCACCGCGCAGCCGGAUGUCUCACCUCGUUAGCUUCAGCAAUGUUUGGCGUCGCCGCCGCCGUACGUCGCCGUGUUUCCGCCGGUCGGACAGACGAAGACGCGGAUUUAGACGGAGAAACAGCCUCCGGAGCUCGAGCGACGGAGAAUUUAGCCGUGAAAUCGAGAUUCUAUUCCUGCAUUAAGGUUUCCUUGUUCAUUUCGUUGAUCUUACUCGGAUUUGAAAUUGCUGCUUAUUACAAAGGUUGGCAUUUAGGGACGGAUAAUCUACAAUUACAGUAUCUAUCUGCGUUAGCAACAACGCCGCUUAACGUUAAGGGCGUUUUUGUUUCGAUCUAUUCUACGUGGGUAAUGAUACGGGUUGAAUAUCUUGCUCCAUUUCUUCAGUUCCUUACAAACGUAUGCAUCGUUCUGUUCCUUAUACAGAGCAUUGAUAGAUUGGUACUCUGUUUGGGUUGUUUAUGGAUUCGCAUCAAUAAAAUCAAACCCAUUGCUAAACAAACCCUAGCCGAUCUUGAAUCCAACGAACCCAGUUUCUUGCCCAUGGUUCUCGUUCAGAUCCCAAUGUGCAAUGAGAAAGAGGUUUACCAGCAAUCAAUCGGCGCUGUAUGCAACCUAGACUGGCCGAAAUCGAAACUGCUAAUUCAAAUCCUCGAUGAUUCCGAUGACCCAACAGCCCAAUUGCUGAUCAAUGAAGAAGUUCGGAAAUGGCAGCAAGAAGGAAUCAACAUUGUUUACAGACACAGAGUUCUAAGAGAAGGUUACAAAGCAGGAAAUCUCAAAUCCGCCAUGAGUUGCGACUACGUCAAGGACUAUGAAUUCGUGGCCAUUUUCGACGCAGAUUUCCAACCCUCGCCGGAUUUUCUUAAACGAACUAUUCCUCAUUUUAAGGAUAAGGAGGAGUUGGGAUUGGUUCAAGCUCGAUGGUCAUUUGUGAACAAAGAUGAGAAUUUGUUAACCAGAUUACAAAAUGUUAAUUUAGCCUUUCAUUUCGAGGUUGAGCAGCAAGUUAAUGGGGUUUUCCUAAAUUUCUUUGGAUUUAACGGUACCGCUGGUGUAUGGAGGAUCAAGGCUUUGGAGGAAUCUGGUGGUUGGCUAGAGAGGACUACAGUUGAAGAUAUGGACAUUGCUGUACGUGCUCAUCUCCAUGGCUGGAAAUUCAUCUUCCUCAAUGAUGUUGAGUGCCAAUGUGAAUUGCCCGAAUCAUAUGAAGCUUAUAGGAAGCAACAACACCGAUGGCAUUCUGGUCCUAUGCAAUUGUUUAGACUUUGUUUCCCCGAAAUUAUCAGAUCCAAGAUAAGUCUAUGGAAAAAGGCGAAUUUGAUAUUUCUAUUCUUCCUCCUAAGAAAGCUGAUUUUACCCUUCUACUCGUUCACACUCUUUUGCAUAAUCCUCCCUAUGACAAUGUUCAUACCCGAAGCUGAGUUACCUGCUUGGGUUGUAUGUUACGUCCCAGCCAUGAUGUCUUUCCUCAACAUUCUCCCGGCCCCAAAAUCAUUCCCCUUCAUAGUCCCUUAUCUUCUCUUCGAGAACACAAUGUCAGUUACAAAAUUCAACGCCAUGAUCUCCGGUCUAUUCCAGCUCGGUAGCGCUUACGAAUGGGUGGUCACUAAGAAAUCUGGUCGUUCUUCCGAGGGAGAUUUGGUCUCUUUGGUUGAGAAAGAACAUAAACAGCAUCCAAGGGGGAGCUCAGAACCGGAUUUGGUUGAAAUGAAAGAGGAAAUCAAGUUACAGUUGGAGGAGAAAGCGAGAAAGAAGAAACAUAAUAGGAUUUACACCAAGGAAUUGGCUUUAGCGUUUCUUCUGUUGACGGCUUCGGCUAGGAGUUUGCUUUCGGCUCAGGGAAUUCAUUUCUAUUUCUUGCUGUUUCAGGGGAUGUCAUUUCUUUUGGUUGGGCUCGACUUGAUUGGGGAGCAGGUCGAAUAAAAAACAAGGGUUUUUACGAGGAAAAAUGUACAGGGUUUAGUAUUUUCAGGUGAUAUAAAGAAUUUUGGGGAUUAAUUGACGACUAUUGUAUGGUAUGGUAUGGUCGGGUCGGUUGAUGGCGCAUGCAGGCAAUGGCGGUUGCUGUGAGAUGUCGGACCACUACUACAUUUAGGGAUCGGGAGUAUUUGGACAUUAUUGUUGAAUUGAAUGUAUCAUCUUUGUCUUUUUGAUGAGAAUUCUUUGGUCUUUUGGUUUAUUCUUUUGUAAGGAGGAUUUGUUCCCACCAUAUCAUAUUUUUUUAGCUUAGAUUGGACAC